This is a messenger RNA of Helobdella robusta, 354 nucleotides long. RefSeq lists its product as hypothetical. Bases 1 to 354 code for a protein of 117 amino acids. The transcript has 2 exons. Gene Ontology annotation, biological process: nucleosome assembly. Gene Ontology annotation, cellular component: nucleosome. Gene Ontology annotation, molecular function: protein heterodimerization activity; DNA binding; structural constituent of chromatin. The record is from RefSeq and is a predicted model, not a curated record. NCBI's taxonomy places the organism in Eukaryota, Metazoa, Annelida, Clitellata, Rhynchobdellida, Glossiphoniidae.
AUGUCUGGAAGGGGAAAGGGUGGUAAAGGUCUGGGUAAAGGUGGAGCCAAGCGUCACCGCAAAGUUCUCAGAGACAACAUCCAGGGCAUCACAAAGCCCGCAAUCCGCCGUCUGGCCAGAAGAGGCGGGGUCAAACGCAUAUCAGGUCUGAUAUACGAAGAGACCAGAGGCGUUCUCAAGGUGUUCCUUGAAAACGUCAUUAGGGACGCCGUCACUUACACCGAGCACGCAAAGAGAAAAACCGUAACAGCCAUGGACGUCGUGUACGCUCUCAAGAGACAGGGACGUACCCUCUACGGUUUCGGCGAUUUUUGGAAAUCAAGCAAAACCUAUAGUAACAUGGUCAUCACGUAA